AUGCUGCCCCUGCGCCUAUGCCGGCUGUGGCCCCUCAACCCUCACAUUUGGUUCUUCGCAGCGGCCGCCCGGCAGCGGUCUGGCCCCAGUAACUACUACGAACUCUUGGGGGUGCAGCCUGGUGCCAGCGCUGAAGAAGUUAAACGAGCUUUCUUCUCCAAGUCCAAAGAGCUGCACCCUGACCGGGACCCCGGGAACCCAGCCCUGCACAGUCGCUUUGUGGAGCUGAGUGAAGCAUACCAAGUGCUGAGCCGUGAGCAGAGCCGCCGCAGCUAUGACCACCAGCUCCGCUCGGCAGCCUCCCCAAAGUCCCCAGGAACCACAGCCCACCCCAGGUCUGCACACCAGGCUUACAGUUCUGGGGCACCCCCCAAUGAACAAUACUGGGCCCAGUUUCAUAAAGUGAGGCCUCAGGGACCAGAAUCCAGGCAGCAGCAGCACAAACACAACCGGCGAGUGCUGGGGUACUGCCUCCUGAUCAUGCUGGCCGGCAUGGGCCUGCACUACGUGGCCUUCAGGAAGCUGGAGCAGUUGCAUCGUAGCUUCAUGGAUGAGAAGGAUCGGAUCAUCACAGCCAUCUAUAACGACACUCGGGCCCGAGCCAGGGCCAACAGAGCCAGGCUCCUGCAGGAGCAGCGGCAGAGGCAGCAGCUGCAGCCACCACCCGGGCCACCCCAAGGCCCCGGGGUCGUGCCCCCGGGCCCCUGA
Molecule: messenger RNA, 708 nt
Organism: Rangifer tarandus platyrhynchus (Svalbard reindeer)
Lineage: Eukaryota; Metazoa; Chordata; Mammalia; Artiodactyla; Cervidae
Source: the annotation of a GenBank genome assembly